UUAACUUUUGUAUAUAUUUUCAGCUCUUGAUUUCCCAGAUGACAGGUGAUAGUGCCAAGGAGACCCUUUGCCAAGUGGUAGAAAGACAGCCCGGUCUUAUUUUUGACAUCCUAGACAGAGUUGCUAGUGGACAGGGUCAGCCAGGGUAUCACCCUCAGCCUGGAAGUUCAGCCCCUCAAUGGUGCUAUUGUUCUCAUUGUUACGAAAUGCCAACAAAACAUGCUGUCUAUCGCCAGUUCACCAUGUGGGGCCAGUGCCGUUUGGGAGCUGGAGUAAGGCUGGUCAUACCAAGUUGUUGUGUCUGGGUUAUAAGAGACAAGUACCCAGACUCGUUCGGACAAUAUACAGGCUUUAUUUCCAGCAGACUUGCGUAACUUUCUGAUAAUAUUUUAUCCAACAAGUUUAAAAAAAUUCAAUAUUUAACCAACACAGUAUAGUCACUCUACAGUAUAGUCACUCUAUAAGUUUAUAUGCCGACAGGGCGUCUGUCCAUCUGUCAUCUCAGAGGAUAAACAUUAUUGGGUAAAGGUUUGUGUACUUUAACAGAUUUUUUUUUUAUUUGGUAGGAACAUAACUUGGGAAGUGUUAAACCUUUGGAUC
Molecule: messenger RNA, 600 nt
Organism: Ruditapes philippinarum (Manila clam)
Lineage: Eukaryota; Metazoa; Mollusca; Bivalvia; Venerida; Veneridae
Exons: 2
Coding region: 39-374 (111 amino acids)
Source: RefSeq, a predicted model, not a curated record